UGUGUGUUUGUGUGUGCAAAGAGCGCCUCUCUUUUCUCCCUGCUCAUUUCUGUACGGCUGGCCACCUUCCUUCUCCCCAGUUGCUGAGCGCCGUUGGCUGUUCAGAGCGGUUUUGGCUCCUUCCCUUAGUAACAGCUUUUACAUUCUGCCUCAAUUCCUCUUCAAUCGAAAUCACACACACGCACACACACGCACAACACACACACAUAUAUACAUGCACACAACGCGCGCGCGCGCACACACAUAAAGCAUUACUCCCCCCCCCCCCUUUGAUUGCCUCCUCCUCCUCCUCCUUCCUUGGGACUUAAUCUAUAAUUUCCCCCCACCGCUUCUCGCUUCCCCCCCCCCCCCUCCAGCAGCACCAGCUCUCUCUCUCUCUCUCUCUCUCAACACACACACACACACAUACCCCUCACCCAGACUCGGGUCAUAAUUGAAUACAUUGCAUUUCCAACCCCCCCUCCCCCCCUUUUCCCGGUGGCUACUUGAAGUCUCUCUCUCUCUCUCUCUCUUUUUUUUUUUCUUUUCCCCUUCCCUUCCCCCCCUUUGGGCUGCACCCGCAAUUGCAAACCCAUAUAUUAUACCUCUUAAGAGAAGGAGGAAGCUGCAUGAAAUAUAGCUCUAUGUGUGUCAGCGUGGGGGGCUUUUUCCUCCUCUUUUGCCUCCAUUGCAAAAGGAGGGGGGGCGGAGAGCCAUACUAAGCCAUCAAUUGCAAGUGUAACUCUUGUCCCGUGGCGAGUUGUCCUCCAGCGAAUUGACCAUGGUGAGUUGGCUGAGCAAGUUGGCCAUGGCGAGUUGGGCAAGUACCAUCUUCCUGUGAUAGGAGGCUCCUAAGAGGAAACCUUCUACCUAUCAAUGCACGACCAAUGGGUUAUAUCCUUCAUCGUGACCUCAUGGUUUAAGCGGGCAUAAAGAUGAGUAUAAGCAGUGAUGAGGUUAACUUCCUCGUAUAUAGAUAUUUGCAAGAGUCCGGGUUUUCUCAUUCAGCAUUUACCUUCGGUAUCGAGAGCCAUAUCAGCCAAUCCAACAUCAACGGUGCUCUGGUGCCCCCAGCUGCUUUGAUUUCAAUAAUUCAAAAAGGCCUGCAGUAUGUGGAGGCGGAAGUCAGUAUUAAUGAGGAUGGUACUUUGUUUGAUGGCCGGCCGAUAGAGUCUCUCUCGCUGAUAGACGCCGUGAUGCCCGAUGUGGUGCAAACGAGGCAGCAGGCAUACAGAGACAAACUUGCUCAGCAACAGGCAGCCGCGGCCGCAGCCGCAGCGGCUUCAACAAACCAGCAAGGAUCUACGAAAAAUGGUGAAAAUACUGCAAACGGAGAGGAGAAUGGAGCCCAUACUAUAGCAAAUAAUCAUACAGAUAUGAUGGAAGUGGAUGGUGAUGUUGAAAUCCCUCCUAACAAAGCAGUGGUGCUGCGGGGUCACGAAUCUGAAGUUUUCAUCUGCGCCUGGAACCCUGUCAGUGAUCUUUUGGCCUCAGGAUCUGGAGAUUCAACGGCAAGAAUCUGGAAUCUUAGUGAAAAUAGUACCAGCGGAUCUACGCAGCUGGUGCUUCGGCACUGUAUACGAGAAGGAGGGCAAGACGUACCAAGUAACAAAGAUGUAACAUCUCUGGAUUGGAAUAGUGAAGGUACGCUCCUAGCAACGGGGUCGUAUGAUGGUUUUGCAAGGAUAUGGACUAAAGAUGGUAAUCUUGCCAGCACAUUAGGACAGCAUAAAGGUCCCAUAUUUGCAUUAAAAUGGAAUAAGAAAGGAAACUUCAUUUUAAGUGCAGGUGUGGACAAGACCACAAUUAUUUGGGAUGCACAUACUGGAGAAGCCAAACAGCAGUUUCCUUUUCAUUCUGCACCAGCGUUAGAUGUUGACUGGCAGAGCAACAACACAUUUGCCUCCUGUAGUACAGAUAUGUGUAUUCAUGUCUGUAAAUUAGGUCAAGAUAAACCCAUCAAAACCUUCCAGGGCCACACAAAUGAAGUAAAUGCAAUCAAAUGGGAUCCCACUGGUAAUCUUCUGGCUUCUUGUUCCGAUGACAUGACUCUAAAGAUCUGGAGUAUGAAGCAAGAUAGCUGUGUUCAUGAUCUGCAGGCCCACAACAAAGAAAUUUAUACUAUCAAAUGGAGCCCUACAGGGCCAGGAACAAACAAUCCAAACGCCAAUCUAAUGUUAGCAAGUGCAUCCUUUGAUUCUACAGUCAGGUUAUGGGACGUAGACCGAGGGAUUUGCAUCCACACCUUGACGAAACAUCAAGAACCUGUGUACAGUGUAGCUUUCAGUCCUGAUGGUAGAUAUCUGGCCAGUGGUUCUUUCGACAAAUGUGUACACAUCUGGAAUACACAGACGGGUGCUCUGGUGCAUAGUUAUCGGGGGACAGGAGGCAUUUUUGAGGUUUGCUGGAAUGCAGCAGGAGACAAAGUUGGAGCGAGUGCUUCAGAUGGUUCAGUUUGCGUACUAGAUCUACGGAAAUAGCGCUACUAGUUGGAAGCCAUGGACCGACUAUGAAUGUGUACAUAGCCAAAAUGACUGUCCCCACGACCCAUGUACUGCUAUUGUCCCAACUGAACCAUGGCCAGUCCACUACAGCCAAACCUGAAAUAAUUAAAUACAUGUACUGUACAUUUUCUUUUUUUUUAAAAAAAAGCAAACGAUUAUACCCUGAAGAAGAUGACAGAGUGACGUCACAGCUUGUGAAGCCUGUUCACCAAGUGCUGGAAUUUUCUGCAGCCCCCCUGCCCCUCCCCCCCAAAAAAAUUUGGAAGUGGGAGGAAAUUAAAAAAAAAAAAACCAGGACAAGAGAGAAAGAGAACUGAAUUAUGCAAGCAGCCCUUUGAGAGUAUCAGAUUGAGGAAAGCUUAUGUAUGGCUUAUUCUUUUUCCUAUCUUCUUUCUCCUCUUUUCUUUAUUUUUGCCCUUUUUGAAACUUUUGUUUUCCCUUCUUUCUGAUCCCUCCCCACCACCCCAAUAGGUAAUAAGCAGGGUUUUUUUUUUUUUCAUGUAUAGGGAAAACAAACAGUUGAUUGGUUCAUUGCUUCUUCCCGUUGUGCUCUUAAGUUUUAUUGAUGCUUGUAGCCAGGAUGUGAAAUUCUUUUCUAGGUUGUGGUGGAUCUUUUCACUAAGAAUUGGAGGGAGGAAAAUCCUUUUCAGCAGUUCUUUCCAUUCUUCCUUAACUUUAUAGACAUUUGGUAAGUGUUACAUAGAUCUUCUUCCAGUUUAGAUGAGGGGGAAGAGAACAAAACCCAUCCUGACAAAUGAGGAUCAACAUUCCUUUAUCUUUUCGUCAGAUCCAAUAGUUUACAGGCUACUCAGAUGCUGCACUUAUUCAUUUUAUUGGUGACGACAGUUCCAAAAAAAGCAACAAUCCCCCAUCAUGAGACAUUUCUGCCAAAUCUAAAGAGUGUACAAAAUGGCAAGAAGACACACAUAAAACGAAGACUGAGAGGCUUGAAAUAGGAUGCCCACAGUAGGGAAUCGUAUCAUUGGCUUGGAGAGCUUGAUGGUAUGGGUGGUGAGCCUUUUGUGUGUUCAGAUCUUGGGGAAGGAGACGAUAGGCCUUGAUGGGAGGUAGGCUCAGGUAAUCCCAACCCACCUGUGGUCCGUACAUUCCAAGUUUAAGCAAAACAGAAGAAUUGGAGCCUCUUUUUCUUCAAACCCAUGAUCAUAAGUCCAUUUGAGUCGCGCUGUGAAAAUCGAACCAAUGGAGAGAGAGAAAGGAUUUGUCUCAUUCUCAGUUUGGGCAAAUGUUUCUGCUACAACCUCUAUACAAAUUUUCCCUUGUUUUAUUCAGUAUAACCAAAUUCCCAGUUUGAAAGUAUUUCAGCCUUUGGGGACAGCGCUUAUUUCUUAUUUCUUUUUUCCUCUUCGUACAAAAACACAUUUGAAACCUCUUUACUAAAGAUUUUUCUGAAGUAAGGCAAGUUGUUUACUCUCUUCAAGAUAACUCACUGGAAAUUCUCCACAAAAGACAUAGAAGAGGAAGAACUGAGCAAUAUUUUCAGGAGGGGAUUAAGUUCCACUGGGCUGGUGGAAGUUCCCAGUGAAUGGCUCCUCAUAUUUUUUUUUAAGUCAAAGGAAAGGAGAAACAUCCCCUGGCAAAAACUCUUCGCUUCAUGCUUCUUUUAACUACCCAAUGAUUGAGCUUCCAUACUAGAAAAUAGUAUUGCACUAAUUUUUCCCUGUUGCUCCCCCAUUAUUAUUAUUACUAUUAUUAUUAUUUUUUCUAUGUGCUUGUCUCCUUUCUCUUCAUCACACCACCCUUCAAACUUAGAUUUAAGUAUAAGCUGCUAAAUGUUUUUCGGGAGAAAAUACGAUCACUACUUUGGAAUGUCUGUGUUUCUUAUAUCAAAUCUUGCUUUUCCUUCACUUUAACUCUCUGCUUGUGUCUGAUCACAAACGAUAGCAACAGUGGGACUUGUGUGUGUGUGAGAAAGUUCAGUGUAAAGGCUGACCUGUUCCAUUCUUGUUUGAUGCUCCGUGUCUUAUGCAGCUUCCAACUUCCUAAACAAAGAGGAGGUGUUCAGGGUUCGUUAAGGUUUCACCUGCUUUCUACCUAAAGGAAUGCUUUGUACUCAUUUGCUUUGCCGAAGCAUUUUGGAUCUCCUUUUCAGUCACAGCAACAUAGUGCAGAAAUACUAAAUUUCUAAUCUUUUCCAUUUUUGCUACUUCUUUCAGUAGGCAGCUCAGCAUAUAAACCCAAAGCUUGGACCUCUUCCUUUGAAGAUAUAAACUGAUUCCCUCUUUUAUUUGCAAAUUAGCCACCGUAUUGAAUUCUCCUUUUCCCUCCUUACAAUGAGGGUUGUUAUGUUUUGUUUUUUUGUUUUGUGUGCGUCUCCUUUCUUUUUAACAUCAGGCAAGGAAAUGCACACCAAAGCUUCAUUGACCCAGUUUAAGAUCCAUCUUAAGAUCGAAGUUCUAAGAGAGAAAACGCUGCUUCUGCAGUAACUCCAUUUUCUUUGUAAGACUUGGCUCAAUCUUCUAUAUUCCAUUGCGGCUUUUGCUAAAUCGGAGGACUGCAUCCUGCCCCCCUCCCCCGUCUUUAUGAAGUACAUUCUUUCAGCAUUGACUUCUGCCACCUCUGUGUACAAGCCCAGAAAGCAGAUCUUGAAGUAAGUCAAGUUUAUCUACUUGGUAAGAUAACCACAACCAUUUUUAGCUGAUUUAUAAUACACCAUCAUGGUUAUUCUUAAUGGGGGAUUUAUAAAGUAACACACAGAUUGCAAGUGAAGACAAGGAAGAUUUACACCCAUAAGGACAGUCGUUCCAUCCAAUGAUACCUCUGUAUUAAUUGUCUAUAAGGUUUGAGAAUAGGCUUAGGAGGUUAAGAAUAAUUUUCCCUGUAAAUUAUAGUAUGUAAGAAACUUAACCUGUUGAGUAUCUGGCACUUGAAAACCUUGCUUUUUACCGCUGGAGGUCCAGGACUGUGGCUGACCUCUGUCAUUAUUAAAAUAAUUUUUUAAAAGUUUAAAAUAUGUAAAAAAAAAAAUCUGUGCAAUAAUUUUAAACUGUGCUCCCAGGAAUAGACACAAAUGUGUUUUGGGGGGAUUUUUAUUUUGAGUAUAUUUAAACAGCAUUUUCUUUUCCUUUAGCAAACACAAAUGUCAAUUGCACUGAACUUAAAUCUUUUAAAAAAAAAAGUCAGAGGUGAUUCUUGAUAGUACUUUUGUAUUUUGAUAUGGACAGUCUGUUCGUUUUUCAUACAAGCUCUUGAACUGAUGUUUCAGCUUCCUUCAAAAAAAAAAGUGUAUAAAAACGAGAUGGUGUUUGAAGUCUUUUGACACAGCUGCAAGAUUCCACAGCAACGUUCAUAUUUCUGGUUUUGCAACUGUUUAGCUCUUGUUCUUUUGGUUGGUUGGUUUGUUUUGAUUCUAGCCAUUUAAGUAUGAUAUAGCAUGUAGACUUUAUUGAAGCUUCAUUAUCACAGCUGUGUUAUCAACCAAAUCCUGGGCUGAUUCCCCUCCUCCUUUCCUACAUAAUUUUGCUUUUAACACAAAAUUCAAGGAAGACUGUUAUUUUUUUUGUGGGCCAGAUGUUCAGUCUUGCUCUUGAGUUCCACAAGCCACAUUCCAAAUUCCCAAGUCCCACACCUGGCAAAAAGUAACUUCAUUCCCAUGGCCUGCAGACCCCUCCCAGGCUUUCUGUGUUUCAUGCCAUAAUAAACCAUUGCUGUUAAAAAGAGUAUUCUAUAGGAAAUAGGAUAGUAGGUAUUUUGGAGAUUAUUUUUCUUUUUUUUCUUUCAUCAGAUCUGUCCAUCUUUCUUCUCUCCCUCCGCACUGCAGCUUCCCUGUCCUUUAUCAUCCCAUAGCAUGGGUCAUUUGGGGGAGGGGAGGUUAAAGUGAGGAGAGGAGUUAGCAGCACAGCUUUAAAAAAACAACAACAACAUGUAUUGUGGUAGGGAAAAGGGCCAGCUGUAUUGUGGCUGUUUAUGUGAUAGGCAUUGAACUGAAAGCCUGGAGCUCUCCCAACUGAUGACUGCUAUCUUUUCAUCAAUGUGCCACAGUGCUGCCCCAAUAGUGAAUCGACUUCCUUCUCCUUUUCAGUAAGUCAAAACUUUGAGAAUGUGGUAUGAAAGGUGAGCACAAUAAAAAGAGCAAUUCAAACAGCCCAAGGCAGAAUAAACAGAAUGGAAAAUCCCCCCAAAACUGCCAUUCCUCAUUCCAGGAUACAACUACGUGUAAGGCCUCUCCACCUUGUAUUUUAUUUUCAACAUUAGCAGGCACUGUUGAGAGACAUAUCACAGUGUUCCUUGGCUAUUCUUUAAUUUGUCAUUCACUUUACCACCAUUGUUUUUGACUUGUGUGCCCGUGCAGGUUCUAAAAGCAGAAGUCUUGAUUGAACUAGUGAAGACGAAGUGGUCCAAUCCCUCUUCAUGCAACGUAGUUUCCCCCUAUUAAGAGUUCUUCCAGUUAAAAGACUUAAGCGACACAGCUUUAAUAAUAUAACUUUCCCAUGCUUUGAUUCCAUCCUGACACUAGUUAAAAGUCUAGGUCUGGCUUCCCCAAUCUGAUGCCCUUAAGAUCAUUGAUUAACAUCUCCCUGAAUUCCCAAUCCACCAUGACUAGAAAUUGAAUUUUGCCAAGACUAAGAAAGCUGAUUUAUGCAUGGGCGUGCCAUGGAGAAAAAUCUGAAAUACAGAUUGAAAUAGGCUUCAUGGCUGUUUUACCAGCCUGCAUAAAAUGAAUGUUCAUUCUUGAAAUGACACAGCCAGAAAAUGUUUUGAAGGUAAUAUUUACCAAUUACUACAGUAGUUGAAGUUAGUUGGAUUGUUUUAAAGUAGCUUGGCAUUUAACUUUUGGAUAACUUAUUUUGGAUAAGUUAAUCGUGGGGGGAAAAUUGGGAACAGCUGUUAACAACUUAGAACAAACUGCUAAGAUGUUUUGGGCGGCAAAAGGGUGAUGUGUUAAAAUUGAAUGAAAAUCCACUUCCCCUAUGGUCAAAUAAGAUAGUGACCAUUAGGAUGUGGUUAUGACAAAAUGUUUGGUUAUUUUCCUAGGUUAUUGGGUUAAAACUAGGGCAUCCUUCCCAACCUAGUUCCCAGAUUACCAAAUCGUGGGAAUAACUUCAUACAAUUUGCAGUCAUCUAGUAAAAAGUGGGCAGUUGUAGUUCUAAUAAACCUUGCGGCCACCAGCUGAAGGAAGGCUAUAAUUUAGGGUUCUUAAUGUUAUCUUUGAAAGCAUUACUUUGUUGAUCGGUUGUUAAAGUAUUUUAAAUUUACAAUGAGCCUGUAGCUCUGAGCCUCUUUCUGGAAACUUAGUACCAAAUCAGUCUGUGGUUUGGGAAGUAGGGUGAAAGUAAAAUACCUUGCAUCCAGAUAAAACAAAUUGAAGACUGUGUUGAUUUUGAUAGUAAGCUAAAUAAGAUUGAAAAAGACCAAAAGUUUAUACCAAUUUGAAUUUUAUUUACUGAUAUAUAUAUAUAUAUAUAUAUAUAUAUAUUUGCAGCGUUAAUGUGUUAAAAAAAACAGCAACUCUGUAUUUCCUAAGUUCAGGAGUAAAAAAAUAUAGAAACUACUUUCCAUAUUUUUAUGCUGCAUCGAUUGGUUUUCAGAAAGCAGCAAAACUGCAACAUCGCAAAAUGGUGAUUGGUCAGGUAUGGUUUUUAAAGUGGGGGGGGAAGAGAGAUAAGCUUAAAGCUACAGGCUUUCCGUGAAAUAUAUGUAAUUUCAAAGGAGGGGAAAGUGCAUUUGGAUAUUUAGACGCCCUUUUCCAAUUUUAGCUGCAGGAGAAGCUCUCAAAUUUGUUGCAUAAGAAGCAGUGACUAAGCAAGGGCACCUGGAAUAUCCAGUGAAAAUGGGGAGUGGAUUUGAAAAGUAGAAAAUGAUUAGCAAAAGGAAAGGAUUCUGAAUUUUCCCAAAAGGAGGGCAGCAUUGUGGCACAUGAGCAGUGGCCGAAUCUUCAUAGUUUUAUGUCUAAAAGGAUUGAUGUGCAAGCAUGCUGAAGGACCAGCGCGCACCGUAAAGAGCCCACGUCACCGUGUUGAUUUUAUUCUGUAUUGCCUUUUGACUCUUUGACCACCUCGCGUCAGCCGACCGAACCGCUGUCCUGCUUCUCUCAAAUAGCCUCCUUCCAAGCAUUCGUUCCGUUGGCUUUCUGUAUGUCAAGAUUUAUGUCCAGAAGUUGAACAGAGGGAGGAGGAAGACACCUAAAGAAAACUCUAGAUUCAGACAGCAGCAAAGGUUUUUUUUUUUUUUUUUUUGAGAUGAACUGCUUUGAACCUACUCUUCAGAGGAAAACCUACAGCUUUUCCGGUAUUUCCCCAGACAACAGACAGAUGCCUCAUUGUCAAACUCAUAAAUAAAUCACAGCCACAGAUGUCAAUGCUGUAAGACUUGUCCAGCAACCCUUACAACAAAGCCUCUGUUAGGUCUCCGUAUGUUGAGGUCUAUCAAACAAAAGCAUGAUUUGUAAUCAUCUCCUGGGCUGCUGCUUUCUUCUUCUUCUUCUUUCCCCCCCCCUCUUUUUUUUUCUCCACCUCCCUUCUUCCCAUUUGUGGAUAAAUUCAGGAAAAACCUUCUGUUUUGUUAACUGCUUCUCCAAGUAUGCUUUGCAAUCUUGUCUCUCGACAGGCUGCGGUGAACAGGUCAGUGAUCUAGAACACAAAAGUGGUCUCAGUUUUUGGGUUUUGUUUUUUUUUUCCCCUUUCUUCCUGCCGACGCUUUCUCCUUCUCUCCUGACUUUGACGUAGUUGUAAAAAAAAAAAAAAAGGUUGAAUCUGGAGUUACAAAUCAUUGGGGGGGAGGUCUACUUUGUGAUCCUAUCUCUAUAGCACUGGAUAAAAAAAAAUGUCUACGCCAUUUCUUCAAAGAUAUAUAUAUAUAUCCAGUUAAAUUACAAACUUAUACCAGUGUAAAACCAGCCCAUGUGAGAGGUUUUUUUUUUCCUUUGCUUUUCUACUUGUUCAGAAAGACUUUAUCAUUCAGUUUUCAUGAUUUAUUGUCUAAAGAAGACUGAUAUAGAUGUUCUAUGCUGUCCUGGACCCAUGUUAAUUACACCUUUUAUGAUGUACUUUGGUUCCACAUCACACUGAUUUUCUUUCCCCUCCCACCCACCCCUAAAAUUCUCUUUCUUAAUCCUUUUUCCAGGCACAUUUUUUUUCUGUUGCAGGUUUCCCUUCGCAUUGUAUUGCUCUGACAAGUGUAAUUUGAAUCAGAUCCGAAAGAGGUCCAGAAUAAAAUAUAUUUUGAUACGA
Molecule: messenger RNA, 9671 nt
Organism: Pantherophis guttatus
Lineage: Eukaryota; Metazoa; Chordata; Lepidosauria; Squamata; Colubridae
Gene: TBL1XR1
Product: TBL1X/Y related 1
Biological process (GO): regulation of transcription by RNA polymerase II
Cellular component (GO): histone deacetylase complex
Molecular function (GO): transcription corepressor activity; protein binding
Source: RefSeq, a predicted model, not a curated record